AUGGAAGUUGACAUGUGUUCCACGUCAAUUAUUUCGCUGAAUUUUGAUUUAUGCCAAGUAUGUGGUCAAGCGGCUCAUGGAAAACAUUUUGGAGCUAUCACUUGUAGGGCUUGUGCAGCAUUUUUCAGAAGAUCAGCGAAAGUAUCGAAAUCUGUGUAUAAAUGUCACAGGAAUGACAAAUGUGAAGUUCUGCGAAACGGUCGGUUUGCUUGUAAAAAGUGCAAACUGAAGAAAUGUGUGUUGGUUGGAAUGGACUCAAACAGAUUUGUAUUUGGACGAGAUCUCAUAUCAGCUAUGGAGAGUUUUCGAGGUCGGGCUAAGAAACUAAAUUACACUGAUGAUUUACCAGAGACUAUCGAACACAUAUCAGGCCGACCACUUUUUGUAAUUUACAUGGACGCGGAACAAUUUUAUCAAUCUGAAAAAAGUUACAUUAAUCUUCAGUAUUUAAUUGAUGAAGGAGCUAAAGUUCUUGAGUUGGGAUCAGAGACACCACUUUUUGCAAAAAAUAGCCUGCAAAAGCUUGCUAUUGGAUUGAGAACUGUCAGAGAUAAAUCUUAUACAAAUCAAAGUGUUGGAUUUCAAAAAUUGCAUAAAAUUGGAAAAGAACAAGCGAUUUCGUUCUGGGAGAAGGAUUUUCUGGCAGUGGCAAGAUGGUUAACUUACUUUGAUGAUUUCCAAAAACUACCUCGUGAGAUGCAGAUAACUCUACUAAAAACUAUUUGGCAUAUUUGGACUCGUCUUGAAAAAUUAUCAUUAACUGCGGUCAGUCGUCGCAACAACCUCUGUCAUAAUAAUGAAAUGAUGUUACAUAAAAACUCAUCUUAUAACCAAAAAGAAGUGGAAAUGGACAUUUCAUGGAUCACUAAAUUUCCCAAAGAGAAACUGAAAUUCCUGUUUGAUGAGCCUCAAAACUGGAUAGACUUAGCGACUUUGGAUCCAUUGAUGGAAUUACAGCCGACGGAUGUAGAACUGUCCUACAUGAUGUGCCAACUUUCUUUUCAUUACGCUGGAAAACGACAUCAAGGAGAGAUUCUAGAAGUGACGGACCGGUUUCAAGAUCGUCUUGCUAAUGACCUCCAUGAGUAUUAUGUCAAUGAAUUACGCAUAUCUCGAUACUCUGGAAGACUGAAUCAGAUGAUGAGAAUAAAUAACAGAAUUCAAGAAGACAUUCGAGCAAAACGUGUCAAACGAGAAUUAGCCGAUAUUUUUUCAAUUUAUUGUGCAGAAUUUUCACAUCCAGAAAUGUUUAAAGACACUUGA
Molecule: messenger RNA, 1263 nt
Organism: Caenorhabditis remanei
Lineage: Eukaryota; Metazoa; Nematoda; Chromadorea; Rhabditida; Rhabditidae
Exons: 6
Coding region: 1-1263 (420 amino acids)
Biological process (GO): regulation of DNA-templated transcription
Molecular function (GO): sequence-specific DNA binding; DNA-binding transcription factor activity; zinc ion binding
Source: RefSeq, a predicted model, not a curated record